Topomyia yanbarensis is the source of this 381-nucleotide messenger RNA. RefSeq lists its product as uncharacterized. The coding region runs from base 1 to 381 and encodes 126 amino acids. The record is from RefSeq and is a predicted model, not a curated record. Lineage: Eukaryota; Metazoa; Arthropoda; Insecta; Diptera; Culicidae. The transcript has a single exon.
AUGUCUAACCCCGGUGAAUUAGAAAACGCUAAUCAGGCGGCAGCGGCAAGUGUCGCCGUCAAGCUUCCGGAUUUUUGGAAAAAUGAUCCGGUGAUGUGGUUCGCCCAGGCGGAAGCACAGUUCGCUCUUGCCAACGUCGUUCGCGAUCACACGAAGUUUUACCACAUCAUCGCCAAGAUCGACCAUUCGGUAAUCUGUCACGUAACCGAUUUGGUAAGCAAUCCGCCAAACGAGAACAAAUACGACGCAGUAAAAAAUCGUCUGAUUGCAAGAUUUCAAAUGUGUGUGCAAAGCAGACUCGAGCGGCUGCUAGCUUCCUGUGACUUAGGUGAUAUGCGGCCGACUUACCCGCAAAGAUGCAAGAGCUGGCCGCAGGAUUAA